Cervus elaphus (red deer) is the source of this 7121-nucleotide messenger RNA. RefSeq names its product coiled-coil domain-containing protein 134. The transcript has 38 exons. The record is from RefSeq and is a predicted model, not a curated record. The coding region runs from base 21 to 4718 and encodes 1565 amino acids. Gene Ontology annotation, biological process: meiosis I. Lineage: Eukaryota; Metazoa; Chordata; Mammalia; Artiodactyla; Cervidae.
UGUAGAACGCCAGUCGAGGGAUGGCUGUGAGGGAGGAGGCGAUCGGCCUUUCCGGGCCCGGGAGGGACGAAGAGGCGGCGCUGCUCUUCGAGAAGGCCCAUUACCGGCACGACUCGCGCUGGCUGCUGCCCGUGUCCCCACGCUGCUGCCUGGCCUGCGCUCUGGAGCUGCUGCCGGAGCCUGGCGUGUCGUUGGUGCGCAAGAAGCAUGUGCUGUCCGGCUUCCGAGACGCUCUCAUGAAGCAUGCCUCCCUGGUUGUGCAGCUGGUGGCUCAGGAUCAGAGAGUCUGUAUCCACUUCAUAAGCAUGCUUUUCGGACUGUUAUGUAAUGUAGAGGAUGGGAGCAUAACAGACCUCUGUAUUGAAGUCCUUAUCCAGCUUACGACUCAGCUGAAGUUGGAGCAGACCAUUCAUUGCCUGCUGGAUGAAUGUCACAAAGAGCUGUGUAGCAUGCCCUCCAUGCGAGGCAGCCUGGCCACACUGACUCUUCUUGGCAAGUUGGUAGAUGCUGUCCCUACUCUGGCAGACAAACUUGUGAUGGAGCACGGUGACCUGAUGGAGCAUCUGUUGAGAGGUUUAGUGUACCCCAAUGAGGGGGUGCAGGCUUCUGUCUGCUACCUUUAUGGGAAGCUGUACUCCUCCCCAGUUGCUGCUGAGAUGCUUUUGGGCCAUUUCCGGGAGAAGCUGUGUCCUCUCUUCCUUUCCACCAUGGAUGGUGCCCAGACAAAGGAGCUACAGAUCAACUGCUUGGGUUUGCUAAAGCAGCUGCUGAAGUAUGAUCUCUUUGUGUCCAUGAUCAUGAACAAGUCUGCGCUGGUGGAAAAUACUGAGAGUGUUGAGGGGCCACCAGGAGAGACCGCACUGCCUUUGGUGCUCAAAAAGCUUCUUCUCUCCAGAGAUGAGACUCUGCAGGUGGCCAGUGCCCAAUGUAUAACUGCAGUAUUAGUCCACUCACCAGCGAAGCAUGCCCUGGCCUUCAUCCUCGCCGACAUCCCAGAGUUCCUCUUUGAGCAUCUUUCCUCUUCCAGUGAAGUGCUUGUCUGGUCCUGCUACAACUGUUUGAUACUCCUGGCAGAAGAGCCACUCUUCUUUUCCAAGUGCCACACGGUGUACGGGAUCGAGUCGGUGGUGAGGAGCCUACAGGGAAGCCUGAGGAUGAAUAACACCGAGCUGCACAAGCAGGGCCUGCUGCUCUUUGCUGAGAUCCUGACUCGGCAGCCAGAAGAGAUCAAGCUGUUCACAAGCUCAGCCAUGUGCAGAGAUGCUGGCCAUGCCCUCCGAGAGGCAGUGAGCAGCCCUGUGCUGGAGGUGGCCGCUGAGGCACUGAAGGCCAUUUCUGCCUUUCUGAGGAAGGAUCAUCAGAGCGCACUCCCUGUGCUGUACAAGGAGCUGAAGGCCUUGGUCAAAGCCAUGCUGAGCCGGUGUGCAGAUCUGUCCCAGACGCCACUGAACUGGAGGCCCCUGGGCCAUGCCUCCAACAGAAAUUCAGAGAGGGCCAUUCUUCGAAGAGGGAAGUUCCUCUUGAGCACUCUGGAGGGAUUUAGAAAUGCCUGCAGGUUGGCUAUGGAAUUCCAGAGGGAGCCUUCAGCCCAGGAGAAUCCAUUCACAGCUCCCAGUGCUGAGAAAGAAGACACCUUGGAGGCCUUCUCAGAAUUUCUCCUCAGUGCCUGUGACUCCCUGUGUAUCCCUAUGGUGAUGAGGUACUCGGAGCAGGCCACUCACCCAGCCGUGAUGGAGGUUUUCCUCUCGGUUCUGCACAGCCUUUUUGUCAUCGUCCCUCACAUGAAAGAGAAAUUCUCCAAGAAGCUCGCUGCCUCAUCCUUCAUACGACUGGCCCUGGAACUGAAGGCUAGGUUCUGCAGUGGCCUGAGUCACUCAGCCCUGAACCAGGUGUGUUCCAGUUUCCUGUACUACAUGUGCAUCAACCUCCUCUCAGCUCCAGAGAAGACAGGACCACCUUCCCAAGAAGAACUCUCUGCAGUGUCUGAGCUCCUGCAGCAUGGGCUGCCCCAGAUAAGCAGCAGGGGCCCUGAAAGCCUUGCUCUCCUGUCGGAUCGCCAGUACGUGGAGGAAGCUGCUCGCCAGAGACAGUACUGCAUCCUGCUCCUCUUCUACCUGGCCUACAUUCACGAGGACAGGUUUGUGUCAAAGACGAAGUUAUUCGUGGCUGUGCAAAGCUUCCUCCUGUCUCUGCAGGACCAGGGUGAACACCCUCCACUCGUCGUCUUCAGAGCUUCUAUCUAUCUACUUGCAAUCUGCCAGGACAAAGAUGGUGCCUUAGAUGAGGCUGUGGUUGGCGUCAUCAGAAAAUUCCUAGAGGACACCCCAGACCUGCACCGAGUCUACACCCACCAUCCGCUCCUGCUUAGGUUGUUUCUGCUGCAUCCAGAGCUGAUGAGGAGGUUUGGGCACCGUGUCCUGGAACUUUGGUUCUCCUGGGAAGAGAGCAGCUGUGAGGAGCUGUACGGUGUCCCAUCUGCUGGGCAGCCCACCCUUCCCGCCAGCGUAGCAGCCCUGUUUCACAUGCUUAGGAGCAGCCCCAGCAUCCUACUCAUUUUGCUAGACCUCAUCUGUUCCAGUCCCUUGGACAUAGCCCGCAAGGUACUGAUCAUCCUGAAGACCUUUCUGAGGAGGAAUGAAGAUGUCCAAGUGGGCGGUCUCAUCAGAGGCCACUUCCUGAUGAUCCUACAGCAUCUGCUGGUGGAGCAUGGGUCCUCCCCCUCAGGAGCUUCCGGGAACCUGCCUUUGCUGUUGAGCCUCCUCUCCUUAGUGCAGCUGAGGAAUGAGUCAGAGCAAGAACUGGACAGCAUGGCCAUGAAGCUGCUUCACCAAGUGAGCAAGCUGUGUGGGACAUGCAGCCCCGCUGACUCGGACAUCCUGCAGCCCUCCUUCAACUUCCUGUACUGCAGCCUUCACCAGACCACGCUGGGCAGUCAGAGAAGAGCUGCUGCAGUGCUUCUGAGCAGCACGGCCCUGAUAGAGCUUCUGGAGAAGAUGCUGGCGCUGACCUGGGCUGAAGAGGACUCUCCCAGGACCGGGCUCCUCUGCUCCGCCUGGCUGCUCACUGCCUCCUUCUCUGCCCAGCAGCACCAAGGCAGUCUUCAGGAGCACAUUCACAGCACUGAUCCCCAGCUGUUCUUCACAGUGGCUCUGGCGGGAGUGAGAGCAGGUGGUACUGCUCACGUUUCACGGGUGACGGAGGUUCAUCAGACAUUGUCCGUGGAACUGGACCAAGUACUGAAGGCCCUCAGCGUCCCGAAGAAAAAGGCUGCACUGCUGUCAGCUGCCAUAUUACGCUUCCUGCGGACAGCCCUGCAACAAAACUUCUCCUCUGCCCUGGUUGCCCUACUGCCCUCAGGGGCCCAGUCACUGCCAGCCCCUGAGGACACUGUCCUAUCUCCACUGGGAACAUCACAAGUGCUGUCCUUGGUCAUCGGACUGCAGAACCUUCUGGUGCAGAAGGACCCUCUGUUGUCCCACGCCUGUGUCGGCUGCCUGGAGGCCUUGCUUGACUACCUGCAUGCUCGGAGCCCAGACUUUGCCCUCCAUGUGGCCUGCCAGCCCUGGAAUCGGUUUUUGAUGUUUACUCUCUUGGAAGCUGGAGAGAAUUCCUUCCUCAAACCUGAAAUCUUGAGACUUAUGACCCUGUUUGUGCGGUUCCGGAGCAGCAGCAUCCUCUCUCAGGAGGUGGGUCAUGUUCUGCAAGGCGCAGCUUCGACCGACCUCUCUACCCUUCCUGCCUCCACACUCCAGGCUCUGCAUGGCUUCUUCCUGCAGGUCCAGAGCAUGGGCCUCCUGACUGACCACAGCAUGGCCCAGACCCUUCAGGCCUCCUUGGAGAGUCUUUCCCUCAGGGCCUCCCUGGCCCAGCCACCCCUACAGGACAUGCUUUUCAGGGAGGGCGCUAGGAAGACCGUCCGGCAGAGAUCACGGCGUCAGUGUGCUGAUGCGCCCUUUCAGGCUAUUUUCUCCAAACCAACCUUGACACACAAGUGCGCCGGCGGACAGGCAAGCUCCAGAGUCUUGGAUAUGGACCUUCUUCAGUUCCUGACCUCCCUGUCUGUCCUGCUAUUGUCUGGAACAGGAGUCACAGACACCCUGAGGACCUCCCUGGACCCGAGCCUGGAGAUCUACAAGAAGAUGUUUGAGGUGAAGCGGCGGGAGCAGCUGUUGGCACUGAAAAACCUAGCGCAGCUGAACGAUGUCCACCAGCAGUACAAGAUCCUGGAUGUCAUGCUCAAGGGGCUCUUUAAGGUGCUGGAGGACUCCCGGACAGUGCUCACUGCUGCAGGUGUGCUCCCAGAUGGGCCCUUCCCCCAGGACGAGAAACUGAAGGAUGCUUUCUCCCAAGUGGUGGAGAACACGGCCUUCUUCGGUGACGUGGUGCUGCGCUUCCCAAGGAUCGUGCACCACUAUUUUGACCACAACUCCAACUGGAACCUCCUCAUCCGCUGGGGCAUCAGCUUCUGCAACCAGUCGGGCGUCUUUGACCAGGGCCCCCACUCACCUAUCCUCAGCCUGAUGGCCCAGGAGCUGGGGAUCAGCGAGAAACACUCUGACUUCCAGAACCCAUUUAAAGUAGACCGCACAGAGUUCAUCUCUAGCACUGACCCUUUCCAGAAGGCCCUGAGGGAAGAGGAGAAACGCCGGAAGAAAGAAGAGAAGCGGAAAGAGAUCCGAAAAGGCCCUCGGAUCUCAAGAUCACAGUCUGAGUUAUAGCCCUGGAGUGGCCCAGGGCUCAGGGGACCAGGAGGCGGCCAGUUGGGAGGAAAAGGAGAGUUCAGAAGCGUGACUGAUGGUGAGCACUGGCGCCUUCAGAGAGGAGGCCAGAGUCUGCUUGGCCCCUUGGGGCUGGCUCCGAGCCCCCGCUGAAGGGACUGAGCCACAGAGGGCUGGACUUCCUCCCAGGGACCUCACCAGAGGGGUGCCAAGAGAGCUUCCAGAGGGCGCUGUGCUGCAGACCUAACCCUGUGGAGAUGCUGGGGGAAGCAGGAGGGAUCCUGGGCUGGACUCCCCCCGCCACCACCGUGGGUUAGGACCGCUGGCCAGCUGGUGGCCGCUUCUCAUGGGGAGGCAGCAGAACUAGGCUCUGAGCCAUGUGCAGAGGAGUCAUGCCUGCUGCUGGCCCUGCUGUGUCACUGAGAUGCCAGGCACAGGUUCCAGCCCCCUGCAGAGACAAUAAAAGCCAGCAAAUGCUGGCUGACCAAGGCUGGUUUGGGCCCCAGGGAGAUGUGAGCCUCUCCAUGGAGCAGGUGAGGCGGGCCCGGGCAGGGGGGUCAGGGGCCCUCGGCUGUGGAGACCAUCUUAGAGAAUGUUCUGCCUACUCAGGAGGAGCCUCAGGCCCUGGCAAGGCAGCAAAGCAGAGGCUUGGCUUCGGCCUCCUAUUCCCUUCACAGCACCGUCCUUGAUGAGGGGUCAGUGUUGGGAAGGGGCCAGAAGUAUCCUUCCUGGGAGGCUGUAUAGCCCAAGACAGUCUUGGAGCAGUCUGAUCUCUGUCCUUCGGUAUCAAGGAACAGUCAUUGAGCAGGCCCAGGGAAGAAUCAACUUGUCCUCUCUGGCAGUGCAGGGUGCCCCUGGGCCUAUUGGGGGCACUGUUGGGGGACAGGCUGCAGCUCUGCAGGAGGCUGUACUUUGUUGUGGAAGGGCUGCUCCCAGGAUGGAUAGGCCGGACAGCAAGCUCCCUGUGUCAGGAGGCCUGUAAGCAGAGACCAGGGCCAAGGGGGCCGGGAGCUGCAGAGGGACUCAGGCCCUGAGUAGGCAGCCGCCCUUCAGUCAUGCCCCUCCCAGGCAGAGAAGGGAGGGGCUCUGGGGGGGAAUUCUAGCUCAGUCUCUUGACUUUGCCAAGCCAGGGGAGAGACACACAGCUGUCCCCAAUAGCCCACCACUAACAGAGCCCAAGGGAGACCCAGGGUCUUAGCCCAUCAGACUUGCUGAGUGACCCUGGCCCACCCCUUCCCUGUGCUGCGGCUUCACUGGUGUAAUGAAUUUGAUAAUGCCUGAACCCUCUGCCCAGCCCUAAACUGCUUCUCUCAUGUUGGGGCCUGGCUUCUCAGUGACAGGAGCCCUUCUCUGAUGGUUCUUCAUUCAUCCCAGAAAUGUGGUGAGCACCCACUGUAUGCACAGCCAGAGAGAGAGGGACCCAGUCUUAGCCAGUCUUCACUUCUGUCCUAUUUUAGCACCUUUAUCCUCUGGGACUCUUCCUUCUACACCUUCACUUCUCUCCAUCUCAGUUGAUGCCUUCCUCUCUACUCUCCAAUGAGCCCACGUUUUCCCCUCUAACACCUUGAAAGGUAGAAACAGAACCACUCUGCCCUCCUCCCUGGGCAAGUCUAGCUGGGAGCUGAGGGAGCAGCUGCAGAGUGGGAGGCACUUUGCCCACUUACCUGACCUGGUGCUCAGGCAGCCCUCUGCAGUAGCUUACUGAGGCCCUGGGAUGGAAGGGCAUUGAACCAAAGUGAAAGUAUGUGGUGUGGUGUGCCAGCAGACUACCCCGUGGUGUGGCAGCCCUGCGAGAGCGACUGAAUGGUAGAGCUGAAGGUGGCACUGUCCAGCUCAGCACCUGGCCAGAGCAGGGCAGCAGGGUUUGGUGUUCUGUUUCAAGGUGAGACUUCUAUCAUCUAUAUCAACUCUCCUGCAUGUAAACAAUGAAAAGAACAUUUGUGUCUCCCCUACUCCCCCAAUAAAGUACUUUGCUAUACAUAUUGAUUAUAAAAUGUAAUUUUAAGUAACACUGAAAUGCCAAGAAGUAAGUAUGAUUCACCCUAAUCUCACCACUCUGUAACCAUAACUGAUGCUCACCUGUUGGACCAUCCAUCCUCUUCGCCCUCAUGUGCACACAGAUCACAUGUAAGUUUUCGGUUAUCAAUACAGUAGCUGCCUUGUAUGAGCUCUGUGUGUCGGGCCUUAUCCAUGUACUACUGGCUUGCAGCAGCUCCUCCUGCCUCAGGGCCUUUGUCUGCAUUGUGUGUUCCCCUAGCUAUACCAGGUGCAGUUGUCACCACAGAAUUUGAGGUUUCCUCUUAAAUAUCAAUGUAUGUUUUGUUCAACAGACUGGAAGCUCUCAGAGGGCAGGAACUGUCUCUUUGCCUGCCACAGAGGUAUUCAAUAAAUACUGUCAAAGGA